Messenger RNA from Piliocolobus tephrosceles (Ugandan red Colobus), 1905 nucleotides. RefSeq names its product odd-skipped related transcription factor 1 (gene OSR1). The record is from RefSeq and is a predicted model, not a curated record. NCBI's taxonomy places the organism in Eukaryota, Metazoa, Chordata, Mammalia, Primates, Cercopithecidae. The coding region runs from base 316 to 1116 and encodes 266 amino acids. Gene Ontology annotation, cellular component: nucleus. The transcript has 3 exons. Gene Ontology annotation, biological process: embryo development; regulation of transcription by RNA polymerase II; urogenital system development. Gene Ontology annotation, molecular function: DNA-binding transcription factor activity, RNA polymerase II-specific; RNA polymerase II transcription regulatory region sequence-specific DNA binding.
GAGUGAGUCGGAGCUCGGCCUCUCCCCGGCACGUUCUCAGCUGCUCCUGGUUCAGACCCAGCGAGGGAGCUGCGAGCGAGGCUCACCAUCCCGGGCGGGCAGGACCCGGGGCUGCUGAGCGCUCGCUCCCGCGUGUCCGGCGCUUAGAGUCCCCGCGGCAGGAGAGGAGUCGGGACUCUAGAGCUCCAGGGGCGCCUGUGGGCUCCAGCGCCUCCGGCUUCCCCAGUCCCCUUCAGCUAAAGCCCCAGAGAAGUGCUCAGCCCCGGGAUCUCUGCGGAACAAGAUCCGGAUUGGGAAGACACUGCCACUGCCGAAAUGGGCAGCAAAACCUUACCGGCGCCGGUGCCCAUUCACCCUUCCCUGCAGCUCACCAACUACUCCUUCCUUCAGGCAGUGAACGGCCUGCCCACAGUGCCUUCGGACCAUCUGCCCAACCUGUAUGGUUUCAGCGCGUUGCACGCUGUGCACCUGCACCAGUGGACGCUGGGCUACCCGGCCAUGCACUUGCCACGCUCUUCUUUCUCCAAAGUGCCGGGCACGGUGUCCAGCUUGGUGGACGCGCGCUUCCAGCUGCCCGCCUUUCCCUGGUUCCCUCAUGUCAUUCAACCCAAGCCGGAGAUCACCGCUGGAGGCAGCGUUCCAGCGCUCAAGACCAAGCCGCGCUUUGAUUUCGCCAACCUGGCCUUGGCCGCAACGCAAGAAGAUCCGGCCAAGCUUGGCCGCGGGGAGGGCCCAGGCUCCCCUGCGGGUGGGCUGGGUGCCCUCCUAGAUGUGACCAAGCUGUCUCCAGAAAAGAAGCCCACAAGGGGACGUCUGCCUUCCAAGACCAAGAAGGAGUUCGUCUGCAAGUUCUGUGGCCGCCACUUCACCAAGUCCUACAACCUACUUAUCCAUGAGCGGACGCACACCGACGAGCGGCCCUACACCUGUGACAUCUGCCACAAAGCCUUCCGGAGGCAAGACCACCUACGGGACCACAGAUAUAUUCACUCCAAAGAGAAGCCCUUCAAGUGUCAAGAGUGCGGGAAAGGAUUCUGCCAGUCCAGGACUCUCGCUGUCCACAAGACGCUACACUCACAGGUGAAGGAGCUCAAAACCUCCAAGAUCAAAUGCUAAAUAGAGCCUCUGGGUCACAAGGACCCUGGGCCCAGUGGCCCUCUCCUCCAGAGGGACCAGAAGCCUGACUCUGGCGGGCAGCGGGAGAGGCGCUCGCUUGGGACCUUUCACCUCUCCAACAUUGUCCCCUGGGUCCCUGGCGCACGCGGCACUUCAGAGCCCCGCCCGGGGCCGCGACCCCGACCAUCCCGGCUGCUCCCCUAGGACGCGGCUAAACUCUUGGCCAAAAGGCGGUACUCACGUGGUGGAAGGGAAACUGCAUUAAGAAAAGAACGAAAGCUCCGCGGAGCCGCAGCGGCGCCUCUCCCAGAAGUAUUACUUUUUCUAUUGUUAUUUUAUACGUUUUCUUUUUUAUUUUUGUCUUUGACCAUAUAAGCUUGUAACUCUGACUGCAGAGAGUGAGGGGUGAGGGGAGAGGCAAAGAAGUCCUUAGCACUGGCAGCUCCCACCUCCUCCUCCAGCCCCUGCCCCCUCCCCCGGAGCCUGCAAAAGUGUAAUCCCUGUAUCUGCUUCAGCCUCCCGCCCCAGGGACCGCGGGGCAGGAGCGCCCCCUCCCAGCUCUUGCGGCACAGCCGGCGUCCGUGGGCUCCGGGACUCAGACAGCAGGGCGGGGACCUCAGGCCUGGGUCUGCAGGGGGCCCGGCCUCCGCUGCCGCGACACUGCAAGGGAGCAGCCAGCCAGGAGCCGGGCGUUAUAUUGCGAUUGGCACUUUAUGCUGACCAUCGGUAACGGACAUUUAUCACUGGAGUUUUUUUUUAACUAAUAAAUAAACGGUUAUUUUACAGGCA